Paramecium tetraurelia is the source of this 1479-nucleotide messenger RNA. RefSeq lists its product as uncharacterized. The transcript is spliced from 4 exons. Gene Ontology annotation, cellular component: endoplasmic reticulum membrane. Gene Ontology annotation, molecular function: transmembrane transporter activity. The record is from RefSeq and is a predicted model, not a curated record. Gene Ontology annotation, biological process: transmembrane transport. NCBI's taxonomy places the organism in Eukaryota, Ciliophora, Oligohymenophorea, Peniculida, Parameciidae.
AUGUUUGAUUCUGCUGUUCCUGGAUUGAGGGCUAAAAGAAUUCAGGUAUUCAUUUGCUGCUUUAUGCAAUACGCUAUGUUACAUUCAUGUAGAUCAACUUGGAGUUUCACAAGUGGUAUUUUGGCAAAAUAGGAUGAUCAUGAACAUGACGAUGAAAAAAUUGAUGAUUUCGAUAAAAAGUACUUGGGAUACAUAAAUUUUUCGUUCCUUUUUGUUUAUGGAUCGUCAAUGCUUUUUCUUGGUCAAAUUGGAGAUAGAAUAGGUCCAAAACUAUUUAUGUUAUGCGGAACAUUUUCUACAGGAAUCGUAUAAUUCAUGAUAGCUGCCUUAUUGCCAGUUGAGAAACAUAAUCGAUGGUUAUUGCUUGUUCUUUAAAUUUUGAAUGGUGUUUCUUAGGCUCCCGCUUGGCCAGGAUUGAUGGCUAUAAUGAACAAUUGGCAGAGUAAACCAAAUAAAGUCAUAGUAAUGGGGUAUUUCGCAGCCUGCACAAACGUUGGUAAUAUCUUAGGAGACCUGUUUGCUGCUCUAUUGAUUGAAUAAUUAGGCAUGAGUGUUAUGGCUCCUAUUUAUGUAUCUGCAAUUGGUGUUUUAAUUAUGUCAGUCAUCAACAUCUAUAUGAUUGAAGCUAGUUCAGCCAAAGAAUACAUAGCCUAAUUUAAAAACCCAUUGACUAAAUCAUUAGUUUAUAAACAGGCUCAUGAUGAGUACAUGAGCAGAGCUGCUUCAGUAGUUUCUGUCUCAGAACAAUCAUUUGUCACUGACUUAAGUUAGACUCUUAUGACUGUAGACAGGGACUCUCAAAUGAAUCCAUAUGUCCCUCCUAAGCCAAAGAAGAAUAAAAAAGAUAGUAUAAAUAUGAUUUCGGCUUGGAAAUUGCCUAAUGUCGCCUUAUAUGCUUUGGCGUUUGGCUGUAUAAAGGCUGUUUUCUAUAUUCUUGCCUUCUGGCUACCUUCAUAUCUGAAGGGAUAAAAUCUGGAAGGAGUAGCAUGGAUCACUUAAAUGAUUGAAUGGGGUACAAUCCCAGGAGGUAUCUUAAUAUGGUAUUAUACUGUGAUUAUUCUAGUUAUGCAGGAGUCUAUUGGAAUCUAAGGGCUAGUCUUAUUGUGCCUUCAUUGUGGCAUAAACUUUUUAUCAAAAUUGGAAUAACCUUAUGCUCUCUAUUAUAUCUUAGUAUUUUUGACAGGAUUAAUGAUCGGCGGUGUGUAUAAUAAUGUUUCAGGUGCCAUUGUGAUUGAACUGAGUAAUAUGAAAGAAUUGAAAGGAAACAAGAAAUCUACAGCUACUGUUACUUCAGUUGUCAUGGGAUAUGGUGCAGUGUUUGCAGCAAUAAAUCAAUUGAUUGUACCAUAUUUAGAAUCAAUUCUUUUCUUAUACUGCAGUCUCAAUGCAAUUGUGGCAGGUUGCUUCCUCAUUCCCUUAAUUAUAAACGAAUACAAAAGACACAAGGAACAGAAGUUAAAAGUUGCCAUUGGUUAAUGA